CUACUUACUCAAUGUUUUUGUUUGACAUUUAUAGAAAGCAGUUUGUGGAUAUACUGUGUGACGGAAGUCUUUCUAGUUUUGACAGCUUUCAAAGCUUAAGGCUAAACCAUGGCACCUAGGAAAAACAAAGUUGCAAAAGAGGAGGUCCAGGUGACCCUUGGUCCUCAACAUUUGAUCGGAGAGACCGUGUUUGGAGUAGCUCACAUUUUUGCGUCUUUCAAUGACACAUUCGUACAUGUUACCGACUUGUCCGGUAGGGAAACCAUCGCCAGGGUAACAGGAGGCAUGAAGGUUAAGGCCGAUCGUGAUGAGGCCUCGCCCUACGCCGCUAUGUUGGCUGCUCAGGAUGUAGCUGAAAAGUGCAAGACGCUUGGUAUCACAGCCCUGCACAUUAAGCUACGAGCCACCGGAGGUAACAAAACCAAGACGCCUGGACCUGGUGCCCAGUCAGCGCUCCGUGCUUUAGCUCGCUCCAAUAUGAAGAUUGGCCGCAUUGAAGAUGUCACACCUGUGCCAUCAGACUCCACUCGCAGGAAGGGUGGUAGACGUGGGCGCAGGCUGUAAUCUUUUAGUUUAAGUUACUGUGGACUGAAAUAUAAAGUUUUACGGUC
Molecule: messenger RNA, 611 nt
Organism: Melitaea cinxia (Glanville fritillary)
Lineage: Eukaryota; Metazoa; Arthropoda; Insecta; Lepidoptera; Nymphalidae
Gene: RpS14
Product: 40S ribosomal protein S14
Exons: 3
Coding region: 109-564 (151 amino acids)
Biological process (GO): translation; maturation of SSU-rRNA from tricistronic rRNA transcript (SSU-rRNA, 5.8S rRNA, LSU-rRNA); ribosomal small subunit assembly
Cellular component (GO): cytosolic small ribosomal subunit; ribosome
Molecular function (GO): mRNA 5'-UTR binding; structural constituent of ribosome; small ribosomal subunit rRNA binding
Source: RefSeq, a predicted model, not a curated record